Molecule: messenger RNA, 1893 nt
Organism: Stylophora pistillata
Lineage: Eukaryota; Metazoa; Cnidaria; Anthozoa; Scleractinia; Pocilloporidae
Source: RefSeq, a predicted model, not a curated record
AUAAUCCGCUGACAGAAGCAGUUAUAAUUAGAAGAUCAAGCAAACAUGCCUGUUUACCACAAAGAAGAUCUAAACUUUUUUCGGCUCGCAAAGUGCGUUCAUGGUUAUUCGACGGCAGCACUGCGAAAGGUGUUCAAACACGAAUGGAACAAGCUUUAUACUUCUACUCCAUGGCAGAAUAACACUACGAGUGGAUCACAGCUUUUGGGGGAAGAGAAGUCUCCUUUGCGUCAUUCUCGACUUUACGAUCCGAGAUACUGUAAUGAAUACCGACAUAUAAAGAAUCAUUUAUCCAGCGGGAACGUCGAAAACUGGGACAUAUCCACACUAGCUUUUGCUCUAAAUUACUCACACGCUCUUAGCCCCGCACGGGACUCAGUCCGUGGAAAGAAAAUAACUAGGGCUGCAAAUCAAAUUCGGGAGGUUAGAAACGAAGUGUUAGCGCAUGCUUCUAGUACAUCGAUGUCUGACGACUCGUUCGAGACAAAUGUGAAAACUUUGAUAACAGCCGUUCAAAACUUGCUUACAGAAUUUGAUCCGAUCGUUCACGGUCUUUGGCAAAUGCUGACGGAAGGAGAAUUUACAACGAACGAGCCUCGAAACGAAAGCAAGUGUUUGAAAAACGACCAUGAUCGCUUGCGGUCGGAUGAAAGGGUUGUGCACAAACGAGAAGAGAGACUUGGAAGAGAGACCUGGAAAAUUGAAGAGAGACCUGAGCACAAGAGGAAAGGUCCCCACAGGGAUGAAACCAGGAAAUCCCAUCGCUCUGAUCAGAGUAAAACUGCAUCAAAUUUACCACGUCAUGAAAUAACAGAGUCGGAACCUUAUACCAAAGAAUCUGCUACGACCCCUAUUUAUCAAGUGCCUCCAAAAUGGAAAUUGGACAUUCUCACCAGGAGAAAAUAUAUCAAACUGAUGGAUAGCUCCAAUUUUUUGUCUUUCAAUUUUUGCUGGAGAGGUCUUGAGAACUUUUUACAGGGAUUUAGGGGUAAUGCAGGCAUAGAGAUAUUUGCUCGUAUCCAAAGUGCUUGUGCACUCAAUCAGCGCUCAAGGAAGGAAGAAUCGCUAAAGAUGUUAAAUGGUCUGAUUCCCUUCUGCGGUUCCGACAGGGAAAACGGAUUUUUAGCAUAUGCAAGGAUACGGAUAUGUAUGGCACUCGUUUUACAUGACAUUGGAAAAGACGAGGAAGCACUGACACACGCGGACGAAGCAGAAAUUAUGCUGAGCGAAGGAGAGUGCUACGAGGACUCUAUAGAAAUACACAACGCGAAGGGAAAUAUCAUCUUAUCUAGAAGAAAAAACAGCACAGAAGAUCGGAAGCGUGUUCUGUAUCACUUCAACAAGGCACUCGAGCUUUGCGAGAAAGUCCCAGUUGAUAAAAGUGUUAUCAGGGUGCAAAUGACAAUACGCAAAGCUCUGGUUCACUUAGGUUAUUACCAACAUGAUAUUGUCAAAGAAGUCGAGAGAUCUGAUGUUGAUGUCGCCGAGACCAUUUUGAACCAGAUUCCAUAUCGACAGAUUAUGGGAUUGUCCGAAAGAAGCAAGAUAUAUUAUGAAUAUUGUCAAGCGUUGCUUUCUCUCAGGAAAGGUGAUUAUGAGAGAACAAAGAAAAUGGAACAAGAAGUAAGACGAAAAUGUCGGCGGCAGUCUCUGCAUAACGAGAUACAACAGCUUGAUGUGCUGAGGGGCCUUUUGAGCGAACAAGUAGAAGAGACAACGAGUGAUUGAACGAGCAUGCCCGACAUGGAUUGACGAGGGAACGAUGAAACAGGAGUGCCCAAGGGGUCGGUACUUGGCCCAACCUUCUUCAAUAUGCAUAUUAACGAUAUUAGAAGUGCUUGUCAAAAUUGUCAUGUUGCCUUAUGUGCUGACGACACCGAAGUUUUGAGUUAA